UCUGUCGUGGCUCAAAACCUCAAAACUUCAUUAAGAAUUGCAAGUCAAAAAGAAUAUUUUUCAAUGUUGUUUCAUUAACUAAAAUCAUUCAGUGUGACUAACGUACAGCAACUGAGGCUAUUAAAAUGUUUUUACAGCACUGUAGGUGUAAAUGUACAUUAGGAACAUUAAAUCCAUACUGUUUGCUUUAGUCUUUUUUUAUUUAUUUUAUGUUUUGUAUUGAUGGUUUUUCACUACUUGAAAAUUGUCUAAAUUUGAAACAGAUCUCAGGACUGUAUCCACCACUGCCAAACUGGAAGACUAAGUCUCUGAUCUCAAAGCCAGAAACUGAUUGAUGACCUGGAGAAGAAGCUCGCUCAGGAGGAACACAGACUACAACCCAUCGAAUCAUUUACAGGCGUGUGAGGUGGGAGAAGAACCCUCAGCCAGUACUUCUGCACCUUCAGCUACAAACAAGGACAAUGAAAAGCUUAGAAGAAAGGAAGCGCAGGACCGAGUUCUUCUGGGUUGGGCAAUGAAACAAUGGGAUGGGAGUGAGAAAGAGUUAAACAAGGUUCUUAAGAACAUCUCAAUUAAAAACGUGGUAGAACACAGUGAGUACCCUUUUCUUGUAGCUGAAAAUGUCAUGGUGUACAACAAAUCACUAACUCAAGAACAAAAAAACCUCAUCACGUACAAGAGGGUACAAAUUGACGAACGCAAAAUCCUGGUCCUCACUGAUAAGAAGAGAAACUCGGUAAAUAUGACGAAUCUGCUUCAUUAUCAGAUGUUUGUGAGCAACAUUCACACAACAUUCCUGUUAAGUUCUGAAGAACCUAAAGAGCAGCACAUCAAGUAUAACGAGACUCUGGUUCCUACCAGUCUGUGUCUGAGGUGCAUUUCAGAGGUUUUCCUCCCCGCUCUGGCCGGAAAAGAGAAGUUUUUACAUCUGAAAACAAACGAGUAAUAAUAAACCUCAGUGAUCUUAGUUAAUCUCAGUGCACGUGGAACAUCAUUCUGUCCACUCAUUUAUGUUUUAUAGAAUAAAAGUUCAUUUUCUGAUUGUGACCUGCAGCAAAUGUACUAUCUUCAAAAUGCUUUGCUGAAUUUUACUUUUAGUGAAGAUGUUCUCUACAUUACUGUUUAUCACCUAUGUAACAUGAUUUAUGUGCAAAAAUGAUAAAUGUGAUAUUUUCUUUUGUCUUCUUACAAUAAAGUAAAAACACACCGCU
Messenger RNA from Trichomycterus rosablanca, 1211 nucleotides. RefSeq lists its product as uncharacterized. The coding region runs from base 335 to 946 and encodes 203 amino acids. The record is from RefSeq and is a predicted model, not a curated record. Lineage: Eukaryota; Metazoa; Chordata; Actinopteri; Siluriformes; Trichomycteridae. The transcript is spliced from 2 exons.